Misgurnus anguillicaudatus (oriental weatherfish) is the source of this 2623-nucleotide messenger RNA. It is a transcript of the gene cntfr, whose product is annotated as ciliary neurotrophic factor receptor. The record is from RefSeq and is a predicted model, not a curated record. Gene Ontology annotation, molecular function: interleukin-11 receptor activity; interleukin-11 binding. Gene Ontology annotation, cellular component: membrane; external side of plasma membrane; signaling receptor complex. Gene Ontology annotation, biological process: cytokine-mediated signaling pathway; positive regulation of cell population proliferation. NCBI's taxonomy places the organism in Eukaryota, Metazoa, Chordata, Actinopteri, Cypriniformes, Cobitidae.
CUUCAGCCAGUGCAGUGUGAGCCUUUGCCCGAGACGCGCACACAUACGUACACACGCACACACACAACACGCCUUUGCCUACAGCACAGCAACUUUCUGUAGCGGAGCUUCUCUGACAGACGCGCACACUCUCUCUCUUUCACAUCUGUGUGCAGCUAUAGAGGACAAGACAGACAUUAGGGAAGAGAGGAAGAUAAGACAGGAAGAGGAACUGAACGCUUUAUAAAUGGCCAACAUUGUGACGUCCUUCUGCUGUUUGGUGCUCGCAGCCGUGGUGGUGGGCUAUGCCCAAAGGCGCAGCCAGCAAGGUGCCAGGAUUCAGUAUGAAAGGAUAGGAAGUGAUGUUACCAUGCAGUGUGGCUCUCUGGACAAUGAUGCCUCAGUAACGUGGAAGGUGAACGGUACGGAUGUAAAGGCUCGCAGACGGGAGGACGGACCGCGGCUCAUCCUGCUGGAGGUGGACAUGAGCAGCAACGGCCUGUACAGCUGCUUCCAGAACCCUGACGGACAGCGUCGUGACGUGAUCAAUCUCCGUGUUGGACGUGCAAGGAUUCAGUAUGAAAGGAUAGGAAGUGAUGUCACCAUGCAGUGUGGCUCUCUGGACAAUGAUGCCUCAGUAACGUGGAAGGUGAACGGUACGGACGUGAAGGCUAACAGACGGGAGGAGGGUCCGCGGCUCAUCCUGAUGCAGGUGGACAUGAGCAGCAACGGCCUGUACAGCUGCUUCCAGAACCCUGACGGCCAGCGCCGUGACCUGAUCAAUCUCCGUGUUGGGGUUCCACCUAAGGAACCGCAGGUGACGUGUCGAUCAAACACCUACCCCAAAGGAUUCUACUGCAGUUGGCAUCUUCAGCAUCCUCCAAACAUACCUACGGAUUAUGAAGUUGACGUCCAGCAUAACCAGAAGCCUUUAGAGGUAAAAAGAGAUGAGGAUCAUAAGAACAGAUUCCAUGUGAAGUUUCCAGAACUCUUCUCCAGCUUUCCAUACCGAGUCAAUGUCACAGCGGUGAACGCGCUGGGCAGAGCUUCUACGGCCAUCAGCUUUGAGGAAUCAAGUAUAGUGAAACCGGACCCCCCUGAGAAGGUGGUUGCCAAACCUGUGCCCAAUAAUGCACGAAGACUGGAAGUGACCUGGAGUAGCCCUUCUUCAUGGCCCGAUGUGGAAACCUUCCCGCUGAAGUAUUUCCUGCGCUACCGGCCGCUAAUUCGAGACCAGUGGCAGCACGUGGAGCUCUCUGACAGCAACUCCCACACUAUUACCGACGCGUAUGCUGGGAAAGAGUACAUCAUCCAACUGGCGGCCAAGGACAUGGAAAUCGGGACUUGGAGUGACUGGAGCGUUGCGGUCUAUGCCACUCCCUGGAUGGAAGAACUUAAGCCCAUUACCUCCACUAUUGACAGCGACAUUAUCCCAACAACAACCACCCCAAGCCCUCCCUCGGCUGCACCACGAGUGGGUGAACCCACGGCGGCCUGCUCCACCCUUCUCUGGUCAACCCAUCUGCUAUUGGCCUGUGUUCUGCUAUCCAUCAUGUGAUGUGUAAGCUUCAUUCCUGUGGAAAAAUGAGGAGUCUUCUAUUUCUAUUUUGCACAUGUUAAUAGAUAUCGUGCAUUGAUAAUUUAAUUGAAGUUCUUUUUCUCACAAAAGAAAAAACCUAGAAAGAUUAAUACGUGAUGACAUUUACAAAAGCAAGACCGAACAAGGAGAUAUUUCAACAUUUCUGACGACGAGAGCUUACGGACGACGGAACGGAAACAGACACAGAAACUGAACCCCAGGGAAGCAAAAGAUUUGGGGACACGAGAUUCACCUGCCUGGCAGCACAAGAAACAAAUCAUUCACCCCUUUUUUCAUAUGUCAUGCAAAUGUUUCACCCCCAACUCAAUUCUUCAAACUGACAGAAAGAAAACUUUUGUGUAUAAUGUCAAUUUCCGCAACAUACAGCUAAUUCAUCAUGCCAAAGACUCGGACUGUUGUUUUUUUCACGAUCCCUAGCUUCCCCAAAACUGUGUCUGUAAGGGAUUGGAACUGGCAGUACAAAAUCUUCAGACUUCAAAGACUGACAAGUAACAGUUUAGCUUGAAGGCCAUGGUUUGAUAUCUGUUGUAGCCUAUUUCUUUAUUUCGUUCAAAAUUUUGCUUUUAUCAUUUUUGGCCCCUGAACACAAAUAUGUUGAAACUGUAAAUAUAAAUGGGUUUGGACUGUUCUGGUCGGCCUUUUUUGUAAACAAGAAGAACAGCGUGUUGUGUCAGACCACCUGAAGAUUAAGCACCGUCCUGAACCAUGUUUUCGCUCUCCAACAUCGUUUUUUUUCUAGUCAGUAUCACCACAGGUUAUUACUACCUUAUUCGAGGAAUAUUGAGGUUUUUGUAUCAUUGAAUAAAGUAUAAUUUUAGAAGCUUAGAUUUUUUUGUUUGUUUGUGAUUUUAUUUUUCCAAACCUUGCUUAAUUCUCCAUGAUCAUAUUUUGUAAACUAUGAUAUGUAUCUUUAACAUGAGAAAAAGUUUAUUAUUUAAUAAUGUAUGUAUUAGCUUUAGAUUCUUGUAACCUGUAUCUGGGUUCUUUUUAUAGAUGUACAUAAAAUGAGAAGUUGUUCAUUAAAUGUGACCAUUUCACAAUGAA